Messenger RNA from Carica papaya (papaya), 1304 nucleotides. The record is from RefSeq and is a predicted model, not a curated record. Lineage: Eukaryota; Viridiplantae; Streptophyta; Magnoliopsida; Brassicales; Caricaceae.
UAAACUCGGUAAAAUUUGGGGAGCGCGAGCAAGCGGGAACUCCACGUAUUUCUUUAUGACCCGACUUGGACUAGGCAUUAACGCAAACACUUAGCAGACACAACAAUGGAAGUUAACCACACCCGAAAGCGCAGAGCAGACGACGCCGUUUCACUCUCCUCCGCCGCAACCUCACCGCCGCCGGCGCUCCGAGGCCAAAACGACAUGGAUAUUGACCUUUCCCUGCUAGAAGCAGUUGAGAAAUCGCAAAGUUCGGUAGAGAUUCUUGACCUCCGCACCUUGAAGAAGCUGGUGCUCUCCUUCGAACGCCGCCUCAAGGAAAAUAUCGCCGCGCGUCUCAAGUACCCGGAACAGCCGGAGAAGUUUGCCGAUUCCGAGGUUGACCUCCAUGAGGAGCUCCAGAAGCUCAAGAUCCUAGCCGGUGGACCGGAGCUGUACCCGGAGCUCGUUGGCCUUAACGUCAUUCCUUCCAUCGUCAAUCUCCUCUCUCACGAUAACUCUGAUAUUGCAAUUGACGUUGUCCAGCUCCUGCAGGACCUCACCGACGAAGAUGUCCUCGAUGAAAAUGACGACGCUGCGCGUAUUCUGGUUGACGCGCUCGUUGAGAAUAAUGUUCUCGAGUUACUGGUUCAGAACUUGCAUAGGUUAUCUGAAGCGGAUACGGAAGAGAUGGCGGCUGUGUACAGCACGUUGGCUACUAUCGAGAAUUUGAUGGAGGUGAAGCUGGCCGUUGCUGAACUGGUUUGUGAAAGGACCAAGCUUCUGCGAUGGCUGCUGAGCAAGAUAAAGGUCAGAGAGUUUGAUGGAAACAAGCAGUAUGCGUCGGAGAUUUUGGCCAUUUUGUUGCAGAAUAGCACGGCUAAUCAGAAGAGAGUAGGGCAGAUGAAUGGCGUGGACGUGGUUCUGCAAGCGGUGGCUAUGUACAAAUCCAAGGACCCCAAGGUCGCCGACGAGGAAGAGAUGGUUGAGAAUUUGUUUGAUUGCUUGUGCUGUUUGUUGAUGCCUUUAGAGAACAAGGAGAGAUUUGUCAAGGCCGAGGGUGUUGAGUUAAUGAUUAUCAUUAUGAAGCAGAAGAAGUCCGCUUAUGGUUCUGCCAUUAGGGCCCUUGAUUUUGCUAUGACUAAGUACCCGCCUGCUUGCGAGCGCUUUGUGGACGUUUUGGGUCUCAAAACUGCAUUUGCUGCUUUCAUGGAUUCCCAUGAACAAGAAGAAUAAGAAAGAGAGAUACCAAGAGGAGUUGGAAGAACGGCUUGUGUCCUUGGUUGCGUCUUUAUUUGGUAAGCAGGCAAGUGGAAUAUUUAGGG